This is a messenger RNA of Prunus armeniaca (apricot), 429 nucleotides long. The record is from the annotation of a GenBank genome assembly. Lineage: Eukaryota; Viridiplantae; Streptophyta; Magnoliopsida; Rosales; Rosaceae.
AUGACUAAAGAUCAAGCCCAGCCCCAGGAUCCCUUUCUAAGGGGAGAGUGGUCUCCUUUUAUAGGUGAGGGAGAGCCUUCACUUCUUGUGGGGACUCAGAACCGACGCCAAUCCAUAGAGCUUGUUUUCCUGCUACUGCUCAUCAAGGGAAGGUUGGUUAAGGUUGUUGUGUAUGGUUUUGGACAGGACGUUGCUGGUGCUGUGGAAACAGGUUCUGGGAAGAAACAAGCCUUUGGUUUGCCCAUUUUUGCAAUGCUUGUUGGAGGAAGGAGAAAACACUGCGAAGGUAGGGUGGUGGCAACAUGUAUGAAGUUGGGAGCUAGAGGAGCUACCCAUGUGGAAGGAGUUACUCGUGUUGAUCUCAGCGAGAACACUAGUUUCUCAAAUCUUUUACUCAUAAACGGAACUGCAAGACUUCUAAAAUGGUAA